CAGCUUUCACUGCUUUGCAACGUACAUCGAAGUACAGCCUCGUUCUGAGACUAGUUUUUAUACGAAGACAAACAUAAUCAAGCGAAAUACUAUAAUAUUUGUAAGUGACAGCGUCGUAUCCACACAUCUCAGAUUCCUUAUUGUGAUUACAUGCUCUGUUGCCAGUCACACUGAAUGAAUGCAGAUAUACAAUAAAUUAUAAAGGCAACAUAACGGAUUUUCCUUAAAUAUUAUUUUAAUUCAAAAUAAAAAUCUUAGAAAUGUAAUACAAAAUAUGAUGUCAAAAAGAAGUUAAGCUUUAAUGGUGUCAAUAGAAUACAAAAUUUUUGUGACUUUUAUUUUACAAAUCAAUGUCUCCUGCUAAAAGUAAAGGGCAAGGUCGGAAAUCCAAAAUGAAACUGAAACAACAUGGUCAGUAUUACCAUCAGAAUCAACCGUAUGUCGAUCCUCAUAUCUAUAAAAGAACUUCUAAAAAACAAAAGUCAUCUGAAUUUCAUGAUGAAUGUAUGGACCCUGCAACCUUAGAAGCUCAUGUUGAAGCAGCCACGGCUGCAGCAUCAGCUGCAGUUGCAGCAGAAAUGGCAAAUUCUAAUCAUUCAAAUUUAAACUCAAAUGUGUAUUCAUCUUCAAAAACAGAUCAAUCACCAUCAAGAUUACUUACAUCCGAAGUUCCAAUAUUGCCCGAUGACUAUCAAAUGCAAUCUUCUCCUAGAGAUGUAGAUAUAGGGCAAGUGAAGCAAGAGGACUUACAGUUGUUCCUCGAGUCGAUUCCAGACUUUCAUCAUACUAAUAUUGUCAGAGGUGGUCGUUGUGUUAAAUCAGGUUACGUUCAUGUUGUCAAAGGUGAAAAUUACUUAAGAGACAUGUUUUAUAACACAGCAACAACUCCACAACGAAACAUAAUUGUUGUAAGAGAAACUCUUUAUUGUAAUGGGCGUGGAAACUGUUUGCGUGCCUGUGGAGGUAGAGGACAUUGUGUAGAAGGCUGUACCAGAAAAUCAGAAAGAGUAACUGGUGGACAUUCAUGUUUUUUUCAAGUGAAACUGUCCAUGUAUUCUGCAUCCAUUGGUACGUGGAGGGUAAAAGUACAAGGCAGUCACAAUGGACCAGUAGUCGCCUGGAAGAACCCAAUCAACCAUAAAGAUGAAGUGGGUAACAGAAAUCUGGAUUUUUUUAGUCUCGAUGCUACUCAUUCUGUUAACAGUUCUGGAAAUGACUUGAUAACUUCACAAGCAGAUGCUAUCCCAGAAUCUGUAUACUUGAAACCUGAUUGUAAACCUGUAACUCAAGGUAUAUUGAAUCAUGACGUUGAUAGUGUUGUUAAUAGUGUUGGCAAUGGUGAUAACAUACCAAACUGCAAAACUGAAGUUCAGAAUACCAAUAAUAGCAGCUAUCAAUUGACUUGUGAUGGCAGCUGCCAAGCAGAACUCAAGAAGUUACGCCAAGAGAAUACAUCUUUAAAAUUAGAGAUCCUACAGUUACGACAUGCAACUGAUGGAUUUAAACUUUUGGAAGAUCUGAAAGAACUGAUUGAGAAGUAUGAAACAAAUGAUAGUUUACCAACUACUCCCACAUCACCUGCAAUGUACUUGAUGAAGGUGAAGAAUCGGGAUAAUGAAUACGUGACUAUCACACAACCUUGAAAAUAUUGGGUGCAUUUUGACUUUCACUCUUCUGUGAAACAGAUGUUUUCAAUGGCAUGUUGGUGCUGUUAGUGAUGGCAAUCAUUGUUCAAAAGCACUACCACCAACUUCAAGUUAUAUUUCACCAUUUACCAGAAUACAAAAUGUCCAGCAUCUUUUCUUUAUCUCUCUUUACACACACUUAGACAGGUCAUUUUUAGAUAUAAAUUUAUCCUUACGAUAGUUUUGGUAAAAAAACCACCUGAAUAUUGAUUCUGUGCAAGUCAGCUGUAUGAUGAUGAACAUUGCUUGCAGUUUUACAAAGCAAGUGCCUUCACUUAACUAUUCUUGCGUUACUGUCUCAUUUUCUGUGUAUACAUUUUAAAAUUAUCCUUGUGCCAAGUUCUGAAUUUGGCAUCAAGGUUUCACUUAUUUUUAUCAGUUUUAAUACAUUGGCACAAGUGAAAGAGUAUAGGAAGGAGUGUAAUUGAUUUUCAUGAUCUCAUUUCAUGCUUAGCACUUAUUUCAUCAUUUCUUAAGAAUGAAAGACAAAAUCAGUUUUAGCAGCACUUGAACUUAUAGCAUAUCAUCAUCAGCAUCAUCAUCAUCAUCAUCAUCGUCAUCUCCUUUUAAUGUCAGUCUUCCAUGCAUGCAUGGGUAGGACAGUUGACAGGAGCUGUCCAGAUAGAAGAUUACCCCCAAUGAUGAAAUUAUUUUCUGUAAAGUUUUUAGUCCAGUAUGCUACCUUUUUGACUGCAGAAAAGGAGUAGACAAAGCACUAUAUAACAACAGGAAAGUAUUCAUCAACCAAUCUGGCAUAAAAUUAAAGUCUAAAAAUAAAAA
This is a messenger RNA of Octopus sinensis (East Asian common octopus), 2465 nucleotides long. RefSeq lists its product as uncharacterized. The record is from RefSeq and is a predicted model, not a curated record. Bases 351 to 1643 code for a protein of 430 amino acids. The transcript is spliced from 6 exons. Lineage: Eukaryota; Metazoa; Mollusca; Cephalopoda; Octopoda; Octopodidae.